AGUUAAUUAAAAAAAGGGAAGAAGGGGAAGAAAGAAAGAAAUUGAUACAGCCCUAGCUAGCGCCUUAAUCCCUCUCCUUCCUCUGCAAGCUGCUCCGGUGGUCGUCCACUCUCUUCGUCUUCUUCACAGAUCUUCUUUUCUCCGUUCAUUUCAAGCUUUGCAGGUACUUGGAGUUUUGUUUGUUUGAUGAAGAAUUUGUGACUUGGGGUUUCGGUGUUGUUUAGUUGCUUUACAAGUGCGUUUGUAGUUGAUGGAGAAGGACAAACCCCAAAGCUUUUCUGGUGGAUUUCCGCCACCAUCAAGUCGUUACUCAGGUCUUUCACCAACUGGAAGCAUUUUCAAUGGAAAAUCUGAGGCAACUUCAUCUUCAAUGUUGCUUCCUCCAAUGCCUUCCGGUGGUCUUUCAGAUUCAGGUCAAUUUGGUCAUGGAAUGCCCACUGAUUCUAAUCGGUUCAGCCAUGAUAUUAGUAGAAUGCCUGAUAACCCACCAAGAAAUAUUGGUCACAGACGUGCCCAUUCAGAAAUACUGACCCUUCCUGAUGAUAUUUGUUUUGACAAUGACCUCGGUGUGAUUGGUAGUGCUGAUGGCCCUUCUUUUUCUGAUGAUACUGAGGAAGAUCUGUUGUCCAUGUACCUUGACAUGGACAAAUUCAAUUCCUCGACUGCCACCUCCACGAUACAAGUUGGCGAGUCAUCUUCAGCUGUUGGAGAAGCAAGAUCAACUCCUACUUCAACAAUUGGAGCAGCUACCUCUAAAGAUGACGCUGCCGUUGGUUUGAAGGAGAGGCCGAGAGUUAGACACCAGCAUAGCCAGUCUAUGGAUGGCUUGACAACCAUAAAGCCUGAGAUGCUCGUCUCUGGGUCUGAUGAAGCCUCUGCAGCUGAUUGCAAGAAAGCCAUGUCAGCUACAAAACUCGCUGAGCUUGCGUUAAUUGACCCCAAACGUGCUAAGAGGAUAUGGGCAAAUCGACAGUCAGCUGCUAGGUCAAAGGAAAGAAAGAUGCGGUACAUCGCUGAGCUUGAACGGAAAGUUCAGACUCUGCAAACAGAGGCAACUUCUUUAUCUGCUCAGUUAACCCUCUUACAGAGAGAUACAAACGGUCUUUCUGCUGAGAACAAUGAACUAAAGCUGCGGUUACAGACAAUGGAGCAGCAGGUUCACCUGCAAGAUGCUCUAAAUGAAGCACUCAAAGAGGAAAUUCAGCAUUUGAAAGUACUGACUGGCCAAGCAAUCCCAAAUGGUGGAUCAGUUACAAACUUUGCUUCCUUUGGAGCUGCCCAACCCUUUUACCCAAGCAAUCAAGCAAUGCACACUUUGUUAACUGCACAGCAGUUUCAACAACUUCAAAUCCACUCACAGCAGCAACAACAACAUUUCCAAUACCAUCAGCUUCAUCAGCUUCAUCAACAGUCAACUGGAGACAACAAAUCCAAAGGAUCGGCAUCUUCUCCAAAUCCAAAAGACAACAACACAUCAGAUACGUCCUCUACCACUUGUUGAAAGAGAUAGCCUAGUGAACCUACUGUUUGUUGUCAUCGAUAGUUUAUUUAAUAUAUAUAAAAGAAGAGAGAUGACCCACUGUCUAAAACUUUUUGUGUUUAGCUGCCAGAAAAUUAGUUGCUGCAUUUGUUAUCCAAAUACCACAUUUUCCUCUCCCCUACAAAAUCUUCUAUUUGUUUCAUUAUUCAAGGUCCUUCCCCUCUCCACAAGCAUAUUGUUUGCUUUCCUGCGUCUGUUAAAUUAUGUAUAAUGUUCAAUUGUUGUAGACAGAAACUGUUUGUAGUUGAUUUAUUAGAUUUUUGUGGAUAUCACAGUUUCUUAUACGAUUCAUACCUUUUUUCAUGGUUUUAUUA
Cucumis sativus (cucumber) is the source of this 1854-nucleotide messenger RNA. RefSeq names its product probable transcription factor PosF21. NCBI's taxonomy places the organism in Eukaryota, Viridiplantae, Streptophyta, Magnoliopsida, Cucurbitales, Cucurbitaceae. Gene Ontology annotation, cellular component: nucleus. The record is from RefSeq and is a predicted model, not a curated record. The transcript has 5 exons. Gene Ontology annotation, molecular function: DNA-binding transcription factor activity. Gene Ontology annotation, biological process: regulation of DNA-templated transcription. Bases 251 to 1501 code for a protein of 416 amino acids.